Messenger RNA from Sphenostylis stenocarpa, 240 nucleotides. The record is from the annotation of a GenBank genome assembly. NCBI's taxonomy places the organism in Eukaryota, Viridiplantae, Streptophyta, Magnoliopsida, Fabales, Fabaceae.
AUGGAAGAAGUUCUAACUCGCAACGUGCUUGUCGAACCAAAGAUGAUGUUACAGUGCCCAACUGGUGUAGCAAUGGCCUUUACAAGCGAAGAUUGUGUCAAGUUCCCAUCCAAUAUAACAAUUAUAUUGGGGUAUCUUUCUGUGGUAUGUCUUGUUGUUUCCACAGUGGUUGGGUAUCUUUCCGUUUUACCCUUACAAAGGAAAGGCUGUUCCACACGAAGCUCUGUUUCAACACACUGA